CACUGUGAAUGCAGAGUGUGUCAGAGCAGGACGAGUGUCAAAUCUUAAAUUCUCAUUACUCUCUCUCUGCCCGCUUUCAGGAUGCCUCUCCUCCAGAGUGUCCUCUCUCAGGUCCUCAGCUGGACGGGCCUCCGUCAGGUGCUGUUUGUGGUCGGUGCUUUGGUUGCAGUCUGGACGGCCAAGCUGUUGGUGCGACACGCCUGGUACGCACACAGGCUGUCCUGCUUCAGCAAACCACCUGCAGACUCCUGGCUUUUAGGCCACCUGGGCCAGAUGAAGAGCACAGAGGAAGGUUUGCUUGAGGUGGAUGAACUGGUACGGACGUACAAACACUCUUGCAGCUGGUUCCUCGGCCCUUUCUAUCACUUCGUCAGACUCUUCCACCCUGAUUACGUCAAACCUCUGCUGAUGGCACCCGCCAGCAUUACAGUGAAGGAUGAGCUCAUCUAUGGGCAUCUGCGUCCUUGGCUUGGACAGAGUCUGCUGAUAAGCAACGGGGAGGAGUGGUCUCGUAAGAGGCGGCUGCUGACUCCAGCUUUUCACUUUGAUAUCCUGAAGAACUACGUCGCCACGUUCAACGCCUCGACUAACAUCAUGCACGAUAAGUGGCGCCGCCUGGUGUCAGAAGGCACGACUAACCUCGAGAUGUUUGACCACGUCAUCCUGAUGACACUGGACAGUCUACUGAAAUGUGCCUUCAGCUACAACAGCAACUGUCAGCGGUCUACCAGCGAGUACGUGUUGGCCAUAGUGGAGCUGAGCGACCUGAUCAUAGAUCGCCGGCAGAAGAUUUUACACCACUGGGACUGGAUUUACUGGAGAACAGAGCAGGGGAAACGAUUCAAAAAGGCCUUAAGCAUUGUGCACAGGUUUACCAGGGAGGUGGUUCAGAAGCACCGAGCCCAGAUCAGCCAACAGAGGGAGAAAGAAACAGACUUCACCACAGCGCCACGGAGAAAGAAAGACUUUGUGGACAUCAUCCUGCUGUCAAAGGACGAGGAUGGACAAGGCCUAACAGACGAGGAGAUACAGGCCGAGGCCAACACCUUCAUGUUUGCAGGUCAUGACACGACAGCCAGUGCGAUUUGCUGGACGCUGUAUAAUUUAGCCCGCCACGACCACUAUCAAGAGAAAUGCAGGCAGGAAGUGAUGGAUCUGAUGCAAGGACGAGACGGACACGCAAUAGAGUGGGAGGAUCUGUCCAACCUUCCUUUCACCACCAUGUGCAUCAGAGAGUCUCUCCGGCUGCACUCUCCUGUUCAGGCUGUGACGAGGAAGUACACCCAGGAUAUGGCGCUGCCGGGGGAUCGCACGGUGCCGCAGGGUGCCAUCUGUUUGGUCAGCAUUUAUGGGACCCACCACAACCCUGCUGUUUGGCAAAACCCCCAUGAGUUCAAUCCUCUGCGUUUUGACCCUACAAACAAAGAAGGGCUGGCUUCUCACGCCUUCAUCCCCUUUUCCUCAGGCCCCAGGAACUGUAUUGGUCAGAAAUUCGCCUUGGCAGAACUUCGAGUUGUCGUGGCGCUGACCCUGCUCAGAUUUCGCCUGACCCCGGGGGUGAACCCCGAACUCGGGAACAAGUCUGGGGGAGUUCGCCGUCUUCCCCAGCUCGUCCUGCGUGCGGAGGGAGGCUUGUGGCUGCAGGUGGAGCCUCUGGACCAGCACAACCUGGAGGAGUGAUCCAACAAGAUGACACCUGUUGUUGUUGUUGUUGUAACUAUUACUUUAAAAACGAUUGUAAUAGAUAUUGUAAUUAUUGUUCUAAUUAUGUUAUUUCAACUGUACUAAGUUUGUUUAAAUAAAGAAACCAUUUUUAGCUCACA
Messenger RNA from Larimichthys crocea (large yellow croaker), 1823 nucleotides. It is a transcript of the gene cyp4f3, whose product is annotated as cytochrome P450, family 4, subfamily F, polypeptide 3. Gene Ontology annotation, molecular function: iron ion binding; monooxygenase activity; oxidoreductase activity, acting on paired donors, with incorporation or reduction of molecular oxygen. The transcript has 13 exons. The coding region runs from base 82 to 1680 and encodes 532 amino acids. The record is from RefSeq and is a predicted model, not a curated record. Lineage: Eukaryota; Metazoa; Chordata; Actinopteri; Sciaenidae.